UGAACAGUUUCGCUGAAAAGCAUUUUUUUAAAAAAAAAAAUCAAGACUACAGCAGCAACGACAACAAUCUCCCUAACUUCCAAAGAGUUGUGGGCUCCCAAAACGUUAAGUGGGUAUUGCAAAGAAUAACCCCCAAUUCCUAAUAAGCGAUGGAGAGGGGGGCUGGCUUCUGCCCAGGCUUACACUCGGCUCUAUGGACCUGCUUUCUGCUCUCUGCUUGUUUUCUGAUUGUUGCCAAGGGUGAGAUAACUUGCACAUCGUGCCCAUCGCCGGCGAAACCGCACCGGAGGGGUGUGUUAUUGGACCUGCAGAUGGACGCGGGGAAGUCCGGGACAAGAUUUCUAACGAAGCAUUUGGAAAGGUCUGUGGAGCCUUAUUAUUCGGGGCUAGGAGUUUCGGUUGCUUCGGAUGUAACGGGUGUUCCCGGUAAUGUAAAGUCAGUGGACACUGGCGUGGUAAUACCCCAGUCCCUAGCUAGUUCCAAAGUGACAGGUCCUGGUAUAGAAGAGGCCGGGGGCAAGAAAAAUGUGGUCAGGGGGAGAGAGAUGACCAUGGAUGCGGAGAAACCGGUUGAUUUAGGGCAGAAUGGUGGGGAAGCAGUUUCAGAUAGGGGCACAUUUAUACACACAGAUGGCAAGAAUGUGAUAUACGGUGACAACUUGCUGAGGGCAAAGCGGAGCCGAUCCAGCACAUUGGACGGACAAAGACUAAGCAGAGCAGAGUUGAAAUGGACCAGAGAUGACGGGAAAGUGACCAACUCCAAGCAGGAGGAGUUGAAACUUACCAGCACCACCUUUGCAUUGACCGGGGAUUCUGCUCAUAACCAAGCCAUGGUGCACUGGUCAGGACACAACAGCAGUGUGAUUCUCAUCCUGACGAAGCUCUAUGACUUUAACCUGGGAAGUGUCACUGAGAGCUCUUUGUGGAGAUCAACUGACUAUGGAGCUACUUAUGAAAAGCUGAACGACAAAGUGGGCCUGAAGACUGUCUUGAGCUAUCUGUACGUCUGCCCAAGCAAUAAAAGGAAGAUAAUGCUUCUGAGUGAUCCAGAGAUUGAAAGCAGUCUACUCAUCAGUUCAGAUGAAGGGGCCAGCUAUCAGAAAUUCCGUCUCAACUUUUACAUUCUGAGCCUGCUGUUUCAUCCAAGACAUGAAGACUGGAUUCUGUCUUACAGCCACGACCAAAAGUUAUACAGUUCUAUAGAUUUUGGAAGGAAAUGGCAGCUGGUACAUGAGAAUGUCAACCCCAACAGAUUCUACUGGUCAGUAAUCGGCUUAGACAAGGAGUCAGAUCUCAUACACAUGGAGGCACGGACUGCGGAUGGGCAUGCUCGAUACAUUACCUGCAGGAUUCAAGCCUGUUCUGAGCUGGACAGAAGCCACCCUUUCCCUGGAUACAUUGACAGCAGUUCCCUCGUGGUUCAGGAUGAGUAUAUGUUCAUUCAGGUUACAACAGGUGGGAGGGCCACUUACUAUGUGUCCUAUCGAAGAGAGACUUUCAUUCAAAUCAAAUUACCAAAAUACGCACUGCCAAAGGACAUGCACAUUAUCAGUACGGAUGAGAACCAGGUGUUUGCGGCUGUGCAGGAGUGGUACCAGAAUGACACCUAUAACCUGUACAUAUCAGAUACCCGAGGGAUCUACUUCACUCUUGCACUGGAGCAUGUAAAGACCAGCAGAGGACUGGAGGGGAACAUCAUGAUUGAGCUCUAUGAGGUAGCAGGGAUAAAAGGAAUGUUCAUUGCGAACAAAAAGCUUGAAGGCCAAGUGAAGACUUACAUCACAUACAAUAAAGGGAGGGACUGGCGUUUGCUGAAGGCACCUGUCACAGACCUGAGAGGAAACCCCAUACAUUGUGUUCUGCCAUUUUGUUCCCUGCACCUACACUUGCAAGUUUCAGAGAAUCCAUAUACUUCUGGAAGCAUCUCAAGCAAGGUGUCUGCUCCUGGGAUUAUAGUGGCUUCAGGUAAUGUAGGCACUGAACUUACCUUCAACGAUGUUGGAAUGUUCAUAUCCACUGAUGCGGGGAACAGCUGGAGACAGAUUUUUGAUGAAGAGCACAGUAUCUGGUUCCUGGAUAAGGGUGGAGCUCUGAUUGCUAUUAAACAGACAUCACUGCCUAUCAGACAUCUGGCAAUAAGCUUUGAUGAGGGGAAACAGUGGAGCAAAUACAGCUUUACCUUGGCCCCACUGUUUGUAGAUGGAGUGCUGGUGGAGCCUGGAAUAGAGAGUCAGAUAAUGACGUUUUUUGGACACUUCAGUCAUCGCUCUGAGUGGCAGCUCGUUAAGAUUGACUACAAGUCCAUCUUCAGUAGGAGGUGCACGGAGGGAGACUAUCAGACCUGGCAUCUAAACAACCAGGGUGAACCUUGUGUAAUGGGAGAAAAGCAGAGCUACAUGAAGCGCAGGCCAGGAAACCACUGCAUGCUGGGAAAGGACUAUUCCAGAAUAUUGUCCUCAGAGCCAUGUAUCUGUGCUGCCUCUGAUUUUGAAUGUGAUUAUGGGUAUGAGCGUCGUGGAGAUGGGAAGUGUUUGCCUGCCUUCUGGUUCAACCCCUCUACUGUAUCCCGAAGUUGCAGCCUUGGACAGAGUUAUCUCAGCAGCACUGGGUACCGGAAGGUGGUGUCCAAUAACUGCACUGCAGGAGUGAAGGAGAUCUACACAGCCAGGAAGCAGCAGUGCCCUCGUCGUGCUCCCCGGGGCCUGCAUGUUGUCACUAGCGAUGGCAAGCUGAUUUCUUCACAGGGGAGCAAUGUUACCUUCCUUGUCUUUUUGGAAGACGGCGACUCUCUUAGGACAAAUAUUCAGUUAGAUUUUGGAGAUGGCAUUGCAGUUUCCUACUCCAAUCUCAGCCUCAUAGAGGGUGGGAUCAAACACGUUUACAAGACCUCUGGCAUAUUCCGAGUGGGCGCUCUGGCAGAAAACAGCCUGGGGUCAGACAGCGCCGCCCUUUACCUGCACAUAACAUGUCCAGUGGAACGCAUUCAUCUUUCUGUCCCAAUCGUUGUCAUAAAGAACAAAGAAGUCAACCUCACUGCUAUGGUGUGGCCCAGUCAUUCCAGAACAAUUACUUAUUUCUGGUGGUUUGAAAACAGCACUGAGCCAGUGAUCACGCUGGAAGGAAGUGUAUCCUAUACCUUCAUGGUGGAGGGGAUGAACACUGUCACAGUGCAAGUCUCUGCUGGCGAUGCAAUACUGCAGGACUCAAAGACAAUCGCAGUUCAUGAAUUCUUCAAGUCUCUGCUGUUGUCCUUUUCUCCCAAUCUUGAUGAGUAUAACCCUGAUAUCCCAGAAUGGAGAGACGAUGUCAGUAAAGUCAUUAAGAAGGCUCUUGUACAAGUGUCUGAUUUUCCAGAAGAGCAGCUUUUAGUUGCUGUGCUUCCAGGCAUCCCCACUGUUGCUGAGCUUUUUCUUUUACCACUUAACAACCUGACAGAGGAGAGGAAAAAGAACGAGGCUGACUUAGAGCAAAUUUCAAGAAUUCUGGUCAGUGCCCUGAAUCAAAAUGUGGUGGAGUUUGAGCUGAAGCCUGGAGUUAGAGUGAUUGUUUAUAUUACACAACUCACCUUAGCUCCCCUUGUCGACUCCAGUCCAAGACUCAGCAGUUCUGCCAUGUUGAUGUUGCUGUCAGUUGUAUUUCUGGGUUUAGCAGUUUUUUUAAUCUACAAGUUUAAAAGAAAAAUCCCCUGGAUAAAUAUAUUUGCGGAGGUCAACCAUGAAAAAGAACAAGAGAUGAUUGGCUCUGUCAGCGAGACCACGCCCACAAUUAUACUAAGUGAGUUCACUAGUCGCGAGCAACAGCUGGAAAAGGAACUAGAGACCAGGGUCAUAGGAGGAACUGCAACAGAUGGAGAGAGCGAAAGCACAAGGGAAAUUCCAAACUGCACCAGCGUUUAAAAAACCUACGAUGCAUCAACGUGUACAGAAGUUUUGAGAUUUUGGAGUUCUGUUUUGUAAUUCUAAAAUACACAGUCAAUGUUAAUAGUUUUUUAAGGACCUCAUUUAUAAAGCGUUGCAUGGGAGUGACUUGUUCACUAGAUAUAUUCUACUGAAACUCUUUUUGACCUGCAGAAUUGUGACUCAUAAUGGCCAGGCAUUGCUGAAUUGUACACCUGCAGCCUCCCUGUUGUGCCUAGAACACAGCUCACUCUGGUUUAUUUUAAUGCUCUAAAGACCAAUGUAACUUUGACCUCUUUCUACUGCAUUUCCACUUUCACUUGUAUUGUCUUCAGUGGUGUUAAUAAGGGAAUCAUUAUAUUAGUAAAGGAGCUUCAGCUCUGUAUAAUAUCCAUGCCCCAGUGUAAAACAGUGGGCUGUUUACUGUAUAAGCAAACGCCUAGUCUAAAGUAAUGGAACAUGAUGGAUAGAUAUUCAUUCCUAUGUUUUCUCUGUAAAUACUGAAUUUCCCCAUAGUGAUCUUGGCAAAUGAGCACACCAGUAUACAAUCAGUUUUUGCAGGGUUAAAACACCACAUUACCUUAGAAAUAGAUUUAUAAAUGAGGUCCCGGACUUGUGCAUGGUAAGACUGAGGACACAGAUGGCAUACUGUAGAUAAACAAGUCUGUUGUAUAUAGAUUUUUUCAAUUAUUAUUUCUCUGAAAAACGAUAACUGUUACAUACAUUUACAAUAAAACAACAAUAAAAAAAAGACUUUUAUCUGAAGUUUACACAUUUAAUCUUUAAAGAUGUUUCAGUUGUUUGCCCUGGCUUUAAUUUUGUAUUAUUAUAAAAUUAUUUGGAGCUCUAGUUAAUUAUAAAAGCAUUCAUUCAUUAUGUAAACUGCAUUAACUUUCAAAGACUCCCAAGGUUGAUUGACUGGUUUUUAUGUUUCUAUUUAUAAACCUGUAAUGCAUAUUUAACUACAUUUUUCAUUGAAGUAAAAUUAAUACAUAAUAUAAAAUAUACAAAUAAUACACACAUAGAAAUAAUACAGUGAUAAAUAUGUCUUCAUUUCAGAAUGAAAAUACAGGACCCUUAGGGCAACUCGAAAGCCAAGCAAAAAUGAUCAAUUGCUGCUUUUAAUGGUUUAGCUGCAUAGCCUAUAGAGUAGGUUUCAGAUGGUUCAUUUCUGCUGCUUGUAAAAAGUUGCUAAUUGUUUGCUAGGGGGUCAUUUUUGAUGGUUUUUUUUUUUUCAUUAAAAAGAGCCUGAAUGAUUAGUGGAUAAAGAUACUCCAAUUUAAUUACAUAUGCAAAGUAGAAUGGGAAACAAGAUUCUACCAAUGUUUGCUGAAAAUAUCCAACCAGGAUGAAGUGAGAACAGCAAGCAAUCAGAAUAAUAUGUCUGCUUAGGACCAGCAAGCACCAGAUGUGUUUUUGCAGAAGAAAGGAGAAUGUCAUUACACUGACUGCUGACAGGUAAUGAUGUAACAGGGAGGCAAUACAAUAGUAGGUCUGGUAAUAUGCUAGCUGGGGGGAAAAGGCAAAGGAAAUAGCAUAGCCUAGCAUUAAAUAUACGUGUCCAUUGCAGUUCCAUUACUGAACAAAAGCAAAAUCAAUCCGUCCGUCAUGAUUCCUGAGUGCUGGUUGCGUGCCCCUUUUUAGCAACUGUCUGCAUACAUUUUAUAAAUUACAAAAAGCCAACCGGCUAACCAGAACUCAGAAUAAGAUCUUGUAUGUUUAAUUUAUCCCAGUUACGUCUUUCCAAGGACCCUUGACGUUGCCAGAUUGCAACUCAUUAUAAUGACAUUUAGCAACCUUUGAAAUCAACCUCCAAUUAUAUCUGCUGAUCACUCUGCAUAGCAGGUGGAAAAGUCUGAUUCUCAUGGCUGUUUUGCAUCUGUAAAUAAAAAUGCUCACCCCCUGCCACAAAAUUAAAAAAAAAAUUAUAAAUACCCACCUGAGGUUGUUUGUGUUUCACUCUUCUGAAACUGUUUUGAAGGGCAUAGCAGAUAUCAAAGCAGAUUACUAUUUUAAUAGAGAUUUGUUUUUUAAAUGAAUCUAAAGAUGUAUUAGAAUCCUUUGUAUGCAGCGUUCUGUAUACCAGUGCUUUCACAUUCCAAACAUGUAAUGAAAGGCAGGUUGCUCAAAAUAAGUUUAGAUGUCUUGAAAGCCAGUCAUUUCUGUCCACUUCUUGAUGACUGGGUUUGCAACAUUUUUGAAAGAAAAUUAAAUAUAAAUAAAUAAAUACAUUUACUUGUAAAGUACUGAAUGAAAUGAAAUGUUGUGAGCUUCAUGGGCACACAAUUAAAUGUUGUGUCUCAGAUGCAGUGGAAGAUCUCAUUCUCUGAUAACUGUCUGUUUGGAAAACUGCCUUGCUUUUUUCCUCAGUGGUCAAAGAUCUCCCCCCGAAACGGUGGCCUUUUUAAUUUCAUUGACUGGUCAAUUGGUACCAGAACCAAAAGAAAGGAGAGGUCUGAGACGAGAUGUACCUUAAAGUGUGGGUCAGAUUAAAAGUUGCAUCCACUCUUACUCUCUGUCUUGCACAUGUGUAUUGAACUUAUGUUUGGAGUUAAAGGUCAAACUGAUGGUUUUUUUUUUUUCUUUUUUUCUUCUUUUAUUAAUAGAAUUGAGCUUUUUCUGAACUAUCAUCAUUAAAAUGUUACCAUAUUAAAUCUAACCUCAAUGUAAAAAUAUGCUUGAUUUCAAAUGACAAAAACCUGUUGCCAGUAAGAUAAUGCCAUCUGACCUUUCAUUGAGUACAAACUCCGAAUAGCUUUUAGCACUGAAGAUACUAACUGGGUUGUGAAUAUUGCAUUGGCUGGCUUUCUUCCUCGUUCUGUGAACCUGCUGUUUUUGAUGUAUCACACUGACAAGUGUUGACAAAAACAGCCCUAGCAAUGUAUUGUUAGUGUGCAAUACAUUGUGGUUUUCCAGUUUUAGAUCUAUAAUGGGAAUUGCACAACACCACAAAGAAAAUAACCACAGGCUAAAUAAUAUUUUAACACAAUUACUUUACAGUAAUGAAAGAGACUUUCAGCACCUGCUUUUACUACAGCUUCAUGGUUGAAAUAAUGGGACUUGUGGGCAAACAGUUGCAACAUUAUUGUACACACAAACAAUUAAUGCAUGCAUCUUCAUAUA
Messenger RNA from Polyodon spathula (Mississippi paddlefish), 7019 nucleotides. Its product is annotated as VPS10 domain-containing receptor SorCS3-like. Bases 150 to 3896 code for a protein of 1248 amino acids. The record is from RefSeq and is a predicted model, not a curated record. The transcript is spliced from 27 exons. Gene Ontology annotation, molecular function: protein binding. Gene Ontology annotation, cellular component: membrane. NCBI's taxonomy places the organism in Eukaryota, Metazoa, Chordata, Actinopteri, Acipenseriformes, Polyodontidae.